This is a messenger RNA of Staurois parvus, 292 nucleotides long. Lineage: Eukaryota; Metazoa; Chordata; Amphibia; Anura; Ranidae. The record is from the annotation of a GenBank genome assembly.
AUGCACAAUUAUCUAAAUUGCCUCUGUAUGCUGUAACGUUAGGUACUCUUCAUUGAAAGCCCCUAAACUCUACAAUGUGUACAAUGAGUUCUCAUAAUUUUGGCCAUAUAUAAUACCAGGGGCGGACUGACAACUCAUGGGGCCCCCUGGCAAUAGGGGAUCAUGGGGCCCCGUGUCCUUGCCCAAACUCAAAAAAGCCUAUGAAAAAGAUACCAGGGGCAUCUCAUGGGGCCCCCUACUGACCCCGGGCCCUCGGGCAGUGCCCGAGUUUCCAAAUGGUCAGUCCACCCCU